Molecule: messenger RNA, 1146 nt
Organism: Aegilops tauschii subsp. strangulata
Lineage: Eukaryota; Viridiplantae; Streptophyta; Magnoliopsida; Poales; Poaceae
Source: RefSeq, a predicted model, not a curated record
AUGCCAAUUCCCUCUGUUGCCACAAAGUCCUCAACUGCUGCUGCAAAAUCCUCAACACUUGUGCAUCUUGCAACAUGUCAGUGGACUACUAGUUUCUCAAUUUCUUCUGGAGCAUCUGCAAGUCCCUCAGCUCCACCACAGUCCUCAAUAGGCCCAACCUUACUGAAGGUCAAAACCACUGCUGGACGUGGAACGAGGCCAAGUCCUCAUAAGAAGCAAGUGGCGUUUCAAGUUCCGUCUGAUGACGAUGAAGCUGAUGAUGAAGAACUUGCUGCAAUCAUCAGGGACAGGCAAGAAAGGGCUGCUAGAGCCAAAGGCAGUUAUGUGCCUCUCAUGUUGGAUCCGAAGAAGAUUCUCGACUUCAUUGAUCUCUGGCACAAGAAUCCAAAUACUCCUCUGCCUGACCUAAACCUCACUCCUGGUCAAAGUGACAUGUUGGCGGCAUUCAUAAGUGAGGAAAAAUGGAAGUUUGAAAAAGACAUGUGUAACACCCCGGAUGCUGCCAAAGAAAAUGAGAAUACCAGGGCUGCUGAAGAAAGUCCAGCUCCUGAAGACCAUGCCAGGGCAACCAUCAAUGUUGCGCCUCAAGAACAACCUAGGCCAGCUGAAGCAUCUGCUGCGCCUGAAGAAUCUGAAGAAACAGAGCAUACUAGGGCGACAUCAUCAGUCAUGCUUGAAGAAAAUGAACCAACUUCAUCUGCUCCUCCUGCAAAGUCAAUAAGGAUGAAGAAUAUCAACCUUCCUUCUGCAUCAGAGGUGAAGAAAACUAAGGCUGCAGAGAAGGCAACUGAAUAUGUCAGUCCAGAUGACACAGAUGAAGAGAAUCCUUCUCCUGCUUCUUCAGAGCAGUUGGAUGAAGAAAUUGAAGUGGAAGAUAUCCCUACAACCCCACCGGAAGUUCCAGCUACUACAGCUGAAGAAAUCGAGAUUCAAACAACUACUGAAGAACGUGAACCUUCAAUUCCUCAGACAACAGCUCUAAAGAUUUUGACACAAGAAGUUGUAAAACCUUCAACUGCUAAUCUUCAGCCCAAGCAACAAAUUCAUCAUGCUAAAAGGCUAAUGAUUUCUUCGCUGAGCACCAUUUCUUCACUGACUUCAACCCAUAUGACUCAACACGACUUCGACGUGUUUCUGGACAGCUAG